AUGCGCGCGGCGCCCGCUACGGCUGCGUUGCUCACUGACAUUGCAUCGGAGGUUCACUGCCUGGAGCGCGAGCUUGUGUCGUUGCGGGCAGGUUGGUCGGAGCCAGAGUGCGAUGCCUUGCGAGCUUGUCAUGUUGGGGGUGAGCUUGAGUCGUUGAGUGCGCGUGGUGUCGAGCGUGAGCUUGAGUCGUUGAGUGCGCGUGGUGUCGAGCGUGAGCUUGUGGCAUUGAGAGCUUGUCUUGCAGAGCAUGAGCUUGUUGGUUGGAGAGCGUGCCCCGCGGAGCAUGAGCAUGCUGUGUUGAAGGCUUGUCGUGUCGCUGCGGUCGCCGAGGCAUCUGACCACCAUAGGGUUUCCGAUGAGGUUCCAGCUCCGUUGCAAACGCAGACCUACAGCAACGAAGAGGUGUUUGCCGAGUGGUCGGAGCCUUGGAUCGAGUGCACUCGCAAGGAGUUGUCGUCGCUGCUAGAUGUUAAAGGUGCUUUGGCCAGGACUACCGAGGAAGAAAUCCAACGUUGGGUUGAGGAGGGGGCAGAAAUCACCCGAAUCCCAUCAAAGACGGUGUACACGCGGAAAGCGGUAAGUGGACGCCGCAAAUGCCGCAUCGUGUUAUGCGGUAACGCUUUACCCGCCAACCUUGAUGAAUCCUCCUUGGACCGUCGACUGGCUACUUACGCCGGGGGUGUUGACAUCAGUUUGUUGAGAGUCCUCCUAGCCGAAGCUGUGGAGCACCGCUAUCAUCUGGCGGUUUGGGAUAUUUCCACGGCGUUCUUGAACGCCCCGUCCCGUCCCAGAGAUCUGAAAGCAGCUCACCGGGGAAAGAAGCAAAUUGUGAUCGCAACACCGCCAAGACAACUGGUGCGUCGAAAGCUGAUCCCCUCCCACGAACUGUGGAGGGUAUUGUUGGCCGUUUACGGGUUGGACACAAGUCCUCGUGACUGGACGCUGUUUCGCAACGAAACCUUGCGCGACUUGACGGUGCUGGUGGAAGGCGAGGUUCUUCUUCGGUUGAAGGUAUGUGCUGCUGAUAGCAAUAUCUGGUUUGUCGUGCGGCUGGAAAGUGUUGACGCGCCCCUGAAUGUCGGUGUGGUGUGUGGCUGGCUAGCCAUAUACGUUGACGAUUUCUUAGGUGCUGCUCGGCGAGUCUAUGUCGAAGCGAUUUACCACAAGAUCAAGGGCAUUUGGGACAGUGGUGAGUUGGAGCACGUUGUGUGCCGGGGGCAAGGCGAUUCAGUUCGAUUCAAUGGGCUCGAGCUGCAAUGGGACAGCGACGGAAGCGGGUUGUACGUCCAUCAGUCAUCCUACAUCAAAGAUCUGGUUGGGCGAUACCCGGAAGUCAAGUGUCAAGCUGUGCCCCUGUUGCGUCCGCUUUUGAGUGAAACGGCCGAGGAUGACAUUGAGGGCCACCUCAAAGCUUGCCAAAAGGUCUGUGGCGAGCUCCUUUGGCUGGCCGUGAGAACACGACCAGACCUGGUGUUUGCAUGCUCUCGCAUUGCAUCUGCGAUGUGCAAACGUCCACAAGAGGCCUACGGGGCUGCGCUUGGUGUUGUUGGAUACUUGAAGACUACACCUGUGCUUGGCUUGUUCUUUACCACGAAGCCGAGUGCUCAUUGGGGGGAGGCCCGCCGUGCCGUCCAAGCCUCUGGGCUACUUGAAGUGCAUACCGAUGCGGGCUUCGCGCCCGAGGGCCUCCGUAGUCAAGAGUGUGUUUGCAUUUAUUGGCGCGGUUGUUGCGUAUGUUGGGUUUCGACAAGACAAAGCUUUCUCGCCCAGUCGACUUGUGAGGCGGAGUUGGUCUCUACCAUCUCCGGCUGCAAUCUCGGCGACUCCUUGGCCGUCCUCUUGAACGAGUUGUAUUCCAGCCAGGGUUUUCGAAAGAUUCUCCUGAACGACAAUGCUGCUGCCAUCGGCAUCCUAGCUGCGGACACCAACAGCUGGCGCACGCGUCACCUCAAGAUCCGUGCAGGGGCAUUGCGGGAGAAGGUUGCUUUGUUUGAGUGGGAGGUGCUGCACCUCGAUGGUCAGCAUAACACGGCUGACAUCGGGACCAAGAUCCUCCAACAGCCUCGAGUUGAACGCCUGCGGGACCUGAUCGGCAUGAGUGCUGUAGAACCUGCGGUCAGCACCCCUGCAUCUGCAGGGGUUGCUAGAGUUGCAAAAGUGUUGGGCGCGCUUGUCUUUAGCCUUUGCGUUGAACCUUCGGCUGGGGUGCGUGAUCAAGCUGAGUUUUCGGAAGGCCCGUCUUCAUGGAUAGACUGGAUCCUGUUUGCAUUGCUGGUGGUGUGGACAAUCGCAGUAAUUGCAGUGUGGGAAGUGUUGAAGGGUCUCUUUGGGCAGGCCACCAGACGGCCGUUUGAGCCUGAACCUCACGAGGAACCGGAAGGACCUGAAGAAGCGGAUCCUGAAGAUGAGCCUCCGCCGCUUGAGCCGCUGCAUCUUCCCGAGCCCCCACAGACGCCCCACGAUCUGAUUCACGUUGCUCAAGAGAUCGUUCAUGAACUGCAUUACAUCGAUGACACUGCCCAGUUUCGAGUUUCGUUGGACCCUCAACCUGCCUCUUGGUUGUAUCCGGCACCGCCGUUGCGCCUGAGAGCGGGUUGGCCUGACCCAGUCCAGCUCACUUUUGAGGACCUUGCUAGAAGCAGUUCGGUUUGGGGUGGGGAUGAAAGCGCGUUGUUUCUGUUGCCGCCCGCUGACCAAGCAGACUUUUUUGAGUCUCCCUCUGCUGGAAGGGCGGUUGUGGUGACUAGGUGGCACUCCACUCCGAGGGUCCGAAUGUUCACGCCAGUGCACACGACCACACCUUUCCGUCUUGAAGUGUUCACCGGGCUCCGACGAACGCUGGUGCAGUAUCUUGAUGGUCGAAGAUCAGUCAUCGAUGAUGACUGGCGCGUCAGAGGCGCUGGACAGGCGUAUCUGCAGAGCCGCUGGCGGGGUCGCACUGAGUUACAGAUUGAUGUUGAUCUGCUUAGCCCCCGGGAGGCUGCUCAGAUCCGUCGUUUAGCGAUUGAUCAGAGUGCGCCGCUCAGACGCCGCUACCGGCGGCACUGGGAGUAG
Molecule: messenger RNA, 3054 nt
Organism: Symbiodinium sp. CCMP2592
Lineage: Eukaryota; Dinophyceae; Suessiales; Symbiodiniaceae
Source: the annotation of a GenBank genome assembly